Molecule: messenger RNA, 669 nt
Organism: Acaulospora morrowiae
Lineage: Eukaryota; Fungi; Glomeromycota; Glomeromycetes; Diversisporales; Acaulosporaceae
Source: the annotation of a GenBank genome assembly
AACGGGGUUACAUUGAAUUCUUUUGAAAAAAAAGAAAGGAGCGACACUGUGAUAUUAGUAAAAAAUUUUGCAUUUGGUGUCACCCAAGAGGAUUUGACUCAACUGUUUGGAUGGUACGGAGAAAUUGGACGCAUAAUAAUACCACCUGCUCAAACGAUUGCAGUUGUAGAAUUUAAACUGCCUACUGAAGCAAGAAAUGCGUUUAAAAGUCUUGCUUAUAAAAAAUUUAGGGGAUUGCCUCUUUAUCUGGAAAAGGCACCCAAAGAUGUAUUUAAGGAUGAAAAUGAUCAGAAUAAAAAGUCCAGCGAAGACAACGACCCGUCCGCAAAAGUACUUUCUUCUACAGAUCUCGUUGAGUCUUCUCGAGAUAUCGAUGACGAUGUUGAAGUGUCGUCACAAGUGAUUGCCACCCUGUUUGUCAAGAAUCUAAGUUUUGAUACCGAUGAAGAGGGAUUGAAGAAAGCAUUCAAGAAUACACCAGGCAUGAAAUCGGCAAAGAUAAAAAUGAAAAGUGAUACUAAAAAUCCUGGAAAGAAGUUGAGCAUGGGGUUUGGAUUUAUUGAAUACGAUAGUUUGAAGAAUGCGAAAAACGCUUUGAAGGCCAUGCAGGGUUUUAUGCUAGAUGGUCAUGCCUUACAAUUAAAAUUUUCAAAUAAAGGUCUAGAUACA